AUGGAGUCCCUCAAGGCUGUUUUCUUCGGCCCGGAUCCCCAGACACAGAUGCGAAAGUGUAACCAGCUCAUCCGCCAAAAUACCCGUCAACUAGACCGCGACAUCGCUCAGCUCAAGUCACUCGACAGCAGAACGCGGCAGACCAUCGUAACGGCGUCGAAGCGCGCUCAGCGCAACCCAGCCCGCGCAAAGCAGGCCAACCUCGAAGCGAAGACGCUCGCACGGGAACUGGUCCGGGUCCGAAGACAGUCAACUCGUCUAGCAACCAGCCGGGCACAGCUACAGAGCGUUCAGAUGCAGGUCAAUGAAGCGUUCGCGGUGCGGAAGAUCCAGGGCAGCCUGCAAAAAUCGACAGGGAUAAUGAAGGACGUGAACACAUUGAUUCGUCUCCCGCAGCUGUCCGCGACGAUGCAUCAGCUUGCCACCGAGUUGGUCCGCGCCGGCAUCAUUGAAGAAAUGGUGGACGACGCUAUUCCAAAUAACGAGCUUCUCGAGGACGAAGAAGCAGAGGCCGACGAGGAGGUCGACAAGAUUCUACAAGAGAUCCUGCAGGGCAAGCUGUCCCAGGUGGAGGAUGUCAAGCCGGAAAGACCUUUGGAGGAGCCUCAGGAGGCCGAAGAAGAGUUCGAAGACCAGGAAGCCGCCCUUGCGCAGAUGAGGGGACGUCUAGAAGCUUUGAAGAGCUAG
Messenger RNA from Aspergillus mulundensis, 687 nucleotides. Its product is annotated as ESCRT-III subunit protein VPS24. The record is from RefSeq and is a predicted model, not a curated record. The coding region runs from base 1 to 687 and encodes 228 amino acids. Gene Ontology annotation, cellular component: ESCRT III complex; multivesicular body. The transcript has 2 exons. Gene Ontology annotation, biological process: endosome transport via multivesicular body sorting pathway; protein transport; late endosome to vacuole transport. Lineage: Eukaryota; Fungi; Ascomycota; Eurotiomycetes; Eurotiales; Aspergillaceae.